AUGAGUUUUGAGAACUUCAUAUCAUCAACGGUUGAAGUUCAACUCUCAACUACGAUUGAAGUUGAAGUCUUAACUACGAUUGAAGUUGAAGUCUUAACUACGAUUGAAGUUGAAGUCUUAACUACGAUUGAAGUUGAAGUCUUAACUACGAUUGAAGUUGAAGUCUUAACUACGAUUGAAGUUGAAGUCUUAACUACGAUUGAAGUUGAAGUCUUAACUACGAUUGAAGUUGAAGUCUUAACUACGAUUGAAGUUGAAGUCUUAACUACGAUUGAAGUUGAAGUCUUAACUACGAUUGAAGUUGAAGUCUUAACUACGAUUGAAGUUGAAGUCUUAACUACGAUUGAAGUUGAAGUCUUAACUACGAUUGAAGUUGAAGUCUUAACUACGAUUGAAGUUGAAGUCUUAACUACGGUUGAAGUUGAAGUCUUAACUACGAUUGAAGUUGAAGUCUUAACUACGAUUGAAGUUGAAGUCUUAACUACGAUUGAAGUUGAAGUCUUAACUACGAUUGAAGUUGAAGUCUUAACUACGAUUGAAGUUGAAGUCUUAACUACGAUUGAAGUUGAAGUCUUAACUACGAUUGAAGUUGAACUCUUAAUUACGAUUAAAGUUGAACUCUUAAUUACGAUUAAAGUUGAACUCUUAAUUACGAUUAAAGUUGAACUCUUAAUUACGAUUAAAGUUGAACUCUUAAUUACGAUUGAAGAACUCAUCGCUGGUGGCUGA
Messenger RNA from Candidula unifasciata, 729 nucleotides. The record is from the annotation of a GenBank genome assembly. Lineage: Eukaryota; Metazoa; Mollusca; Gastropoda; Stylommatophora; Geomitridae.